AACAUCUCCUAAUUCAACCAUCUAUCUACCACCUUGCGCCGUAAUAUCUCUUUGCUCGCCUGUCCUUUGGUCUCACGCAAUCUCUCUCCUUCUUCGGGCCCAUUGCCUCGAGCCGUACAAAGGUAUGAUGAGUCGGUAGUCCCAGAAAGCUGCGCCCUUGACACCAUCACUAUGCCUGGCUCUACUUCGUCCCAUAACUCGCACUCGCGAACAAGACGGCGUCCUCAUACCCCUCCUCGAACGAAGCGCGACCUCGCAGGCACCGUCGGGAACGCAUCAUGGAUUUCCUCGGUCAUCAACCUUCUCAACACCAUCGUCGGCGCCGGUGUGCUUGCCAUGCCUCUUGCCAUGUCACAUAUGGGCAUUUUCUUGGGUACAAUCGUCAUACUAUGGGCAGGACUCACCGCUGGCUUCGGACUAUACCUCCAGACCCGAUGCGCCGCGUACCUUGAACGAGGGUCGUCCAGCUUCUUUGCCCUAUCGCAGAUCACAUACCCCAAUGCCGCCGUGAUUUUCGACGCAGCAAUCGCCAUCAAAUGUUUCGGCGUGGGUGUCAGCUAUCUGAUCAUUAUUGGAGAUCUCAUGCCAGGAGUGGUUCGUGGAUUCGCCAACGAGGACAGUCUGGCCCCGUUCAUGUUCGACCGACAUUUCUGGAUCACUGCGUUUAUGCUAAUUGUCAUUCCCUUCUCCUUUCUCCGCCGGCUCGACUCGCUCAAGUACACCUCGGUUAUCGCGCUGAUCUCGAUUGGCUAUCUAGUCAUUUUGGUCGUCUAUCAUUUUGCGGCACGCGACACUCUUCCCUCCGGUCACUACGAGACGCCACUCCGCAUAUUCAAAUGGGCCGGCAUAGUGCCGACCCUCUCUUCCUUCCCGGUUAUCGUUUUCGCCUACACAUGUCACCAGAACAUGUUCAGCGUCCUCAACGAAAUCGCGGAUAAUUCUCACUUCCGCACUUCGUCGGUCCUGAUCACCUCCAAUGGGGUGGCGGGCUUUAUCUACAUUCUCGUGGCCAUCACUGGCUACUUGUCCUUUGGAAAUGAGAUCGGCGGAAACAUCGUGGCUCAAUAUGCACCCUCUGUGUCUACGACGAUCGGCCAGGCGAUGAUCGUGGUCCUUGUCAUGUUCUCCUAUCCUUUGCAAGUCCACCCAUGCCGAGCCAGUGUCGACGCCGUGCUCAAAUGGCGACCGAGCGACAAAUUGAAAGCGAAGUUGCGCUCCACCUCGGCAACCCCUACUUCGCAUGAUUCCAGUCCGCCACGAGAUACUCCGCUCCUCCCAGUCGCAAAGAAGCGAAGCGGCGAAAUGAGCGAGACCCGAUUUGCAGCAAUCACCACCGUCAUCGUCAUCUGCAGCUACAUCGUCGCCAUGACGGUAUCCAGUCUUUCCGCGGUGCUUGCGUACGUGGGCUCCACAGGGAGUACAUCGAUUUCCUUCAUCCUGCCAGGUCUGUUUUAUUACAAAAUCUCCUCGCCAGACUCACCUCACCACCAGCGUCUGCUCAAGGAGGAAGAUGACUAUGACAACGACGAGCGAGACGGUGUGGAGUCUGAUGAUGAGGAUAAUCAUGACGCCGGAGAUGGCGAGAGCCAGACUCUGUUGGCGAACUCGGGGAUUUUGAGUCUCGCCGGUGCUAGCCUUUUGCGACGGUCGAAGAAUUUCCGCCGGAAAUUGUUGAGGCGAUUGAGUCUUGCGCUGGCGAUUUAUGGACUUGUCGUUAUGAUUACUUGCUUGAUUAUGAACACUUUCUUUUUGGCGGCGCAUUGAGUGCGUUAUGACCGAUGGUGAUGGUCUUCCUUUUUAAAUCCGCCUUGGAAAGAAGAAUGAUAACCUAAUGUGGGGAGACAAGGACGGAUGUUGAAUGAAUGGGCGCCAGGCUUGUCACCAUCGUUGCAUCACAUAUAAAGUGCAGGAGGCGGUGGGGCCAAGCAUUGACCGCAAUCGUCGCUGCUGAAAGAGGCACCUGCAACAUCGAGUUACGAAGACAGGGCAGCCGGCAUAAGGGAGCGUUCUCGCCAUCCCAGCUGCUCCGAUGGCUGCAUCUGUGGGCCCUCUUUUAUAAGGUAACAACGUCGUGCCAAGCGUGGCAUGGCGAAACCAGAGCCGCUGCAUGGAUUGUACUGUCAUGGUCAUCGACAGUCAGAGUCCGCGAUUGGGAAGAUGGAGUCGGAUGGGCUGAGAUGAGAUGAGAAUGGAAUACAGGAAAGCGGGACAGAAAAAACAGAGAAGACUGAAGUGGAGGAUACACGAUACAGAAGAUCUACUCCUUAUCAUUAUAGCCUAGCGAUGGCGUAUUGGAAGGCAUGAGCUCGUCUGGUCCGGUCUAGUUGAAUCUACCUUUGGCCCCGAGUCUGAGUCUGGGGGUCACCUAGGUGGGGGUCAGGAUAAGAUACAACAUAGAGGGAUAUGAAUGAAAUGACUAUAUCUUG
Molecule: messenger RNA, 2426 nt
Organism: Exophiala xenobiotica
Lineage: Eukaryota; Fungi; Ascomycota; Eurotiomycetes; Chaetothyriales; Herpotrichiellaceae
Exons: 2
Coding region: 172-1764 (530 amino acids)
Biological process (GO): amino acid transmembrane transport
Cellular component (GO): fungal-type vacuole membrane
Molecular function (GO): L-arginine transmembrane transporter activity; L-glutamate transmembrane transporter activity; L-lysine transmembrane transporter activity
Source: RefSeq, a predicted model, not a curated record